This is a messenger RNA of Cygnus atratus (black swan), 1378 nucleotides long. It is a transcript of the gene LIMD2, whose product is annotated as LIM domain containing 2. The transcript has 6 exons. NCBI's taxonomy places the organism in Eukaryota, Metazoa, Chordata, Aves, Anseriformes, Anatidae. The record is from RefSeq and is a predicted model, not a curated record. Gene Ontology annotation, cellular component: actin cytoskeleton; plasma membrane. Gene Ontology annotation, molecular function: actin filament binding. Gene Ontology annotation, biological process: actin filament bundle assembly. Bases 364 to 750 code for a protein of 128 amino acids.
GGGGCUGCUACGCCACAGGGAUCAAAACAAAGCCUGGGAGAGCGUGGGCACCGUGCACACCCCCGAGGUGUCAGAGUGGAGGUGCUGCACCAGGACACGGUGGGCAGAGAGGGGCCGUGGGCUCGGACUGCACCCCCAGCCCCGUUUGCCCAGCCCACGGUGCGCAUGGGCCAUGGCAGCCGCCUGUGUGCACCAACACCCGCCCUGCUCGUGAGCAGGAAAUAACAAGUGAACCGCAGAGGAGACGGGAAAUGAUUUAGGUGUUGCAAGAGGCCGCCUUGCACCACUCAGCCACCUCCCCAGGGACCGUCGGGCCACAGGCUUCAAGCUCAGGAUCAAGCGGACGGAGGAGGGCAAGGGACCAUGUUCCAGGCCACGGAAGCCACCAGCAACCCCCCGGCUCAUGAGGCAAAGAACAACUCAGGAGGCAGCACGGUGCAGCGCUCCAAGUCCUUCAGCCUGAAGGCGCAGGUGAAAGAGAUGUGCACUGCCUGCCAGAAGACCGUCUAUCCCAUGGAGCGGCUGGUGGCGGAUAAAUUUGUCUUCCACAACGCCUGCUUCUGCUGCAAGCACUGCCACGCCAAGCUCAGCCUGGGCAGCUACGCGGCGCUCCACGGGGAAUUCUACUGCAAGCCCCACUUCCAGCAGCUCUUCAAGAGCAAAGGCAACUACGACGAGGGCUUCGGGCGCAAGCAGCACAAAGAGCUGUGGGUGCACAAGGAAGUGGAGAGCGGGACCAAGACGGCGUGAGUGGGACCCAGCCCAGCCUUCCCUGGAUGGAGCCCAGCAGAGACGGCGCGGAGCACUGCUGAGCCGGCAGCUAACUGAGCUGAUGUAAAGCAAAGGGGACCCCAAGCACCCGUGGGCGGUAAGGGAAGGGAGGCAGCCCGAUUUUGAGGCCUCUGGAGGAUGUCUAGAAGGGUCAUGCAGACCCUAAGGACAGGGCGGAGGUGAGUGGGGUGUAGCCCCCAAACCUGAAGCCCUCUCUCCCUGAUGAGAUCAGACCAGAAGCACUUGCCCCCAUGGGAAUGCCCCAGCCCUGUUCACACAUUUCAGGCCUGCUACAAUGGAAAAGGAGACCUGGGGGCUAAGAGCCAGCCCCAACCUAGCCUGUAAGUUAGAGCAGAGCUCCCAGCUCCUGCCACACCGAUUCUGCCUUGUUGGGGCUCUGAAUAAGGAGGGUCUUUGGUUUACAUCAGCUCCGUUCAGCUGGGAUUGUUCAGCCUUAAGGAUGUUGCCCUGCGACUGUUUAACAGUGUCUGUCUUUUUUAUAUUUGCCUUUCUUUGGUACGUUCUGCGUUGGAGCCCAGCAGGGCUUCACGUGUGACACUGCGCCAUGCGCUCUUUUAUUUUUGUAAUACAAGGUUUCCAAGCCUUC